This is a messenger RNA of Notothenia coriiceps (black rockcod), 1590 nucleotides long. Its product is annotated as roundabout homolog 3-like. The transcript is spliced from 10 exons. Bases 1 to 1590 code for a protein of 529 amino acids. Gene Ontology annotation, molecular function: protein binding. NCBI's taxonomy places the organism in Eukaryota, Metazoa, Chordata, Actinopteri, Perciformes, Nototheniidae. The record is from RefSeq and is a predicted model, not a curated record.
AUGGAGCUGGGGGUUUGGUGUGUGGGCAGCGGCGGAGACAACCAGACGCGGUACUACAUCAACCGGACGGUGGACGGGGACACUCUGUCCACGGCACUGAGGGGCCUGGUGCCCGGCGUGCUCUACCAGCUGGAGGUCGCGGCGGUGACCAGCGCCGGGGUGGGGGCCCGCAGCCAGCCACUGUCCGUGCUCAUCAAGCUGCCAGCUGAAGCGCCCUCUGCUCCAGGCGGGGGGGGCCCCAGCGACGGCAGCGAGGAGAGCAGCGUGAGUCUGGCGGAGCAGAUUACCGACGUGGUGAAGCAGCCGGCUUUCAUCGCGGGCAUCGGGGGGGCCUGCUGGGUCAUCCUCAUGGGCUUCAGCGUCUGGAUCUACUGCCGCCGCAAGAAGAGGAAGGAGCUGAGCCACUACACCGCCUCCUUCAACUACACCCCCGCAGUUGGUUUUCCUCAUGUAGAGGGAGCAGGACUCAAUGGAAGGCCGGGGGUUCUCGGGGGGAGCAUGGGAAACUACCCGUGGCUGGCCGACUCCUGGCCCGCCACCAACCUGGUGCACAGCGGGAAGGAAGAUGUCACCUGCUGCACCGCCAACCACGACACCGCCGAGAGAUACUACAACGAGGCGGGUAUCUCCAACUACCUGAACCAGACGGAGAAGUACAGCAUGGGGGGCUCCACUGAGGGCCCGAUCUACAGCACCAUCGACGCCACCAACGAGGAGAUGCACGGCUUCACCUACGCCCAGCACACCUCCCCCACCCCCUACGCCUCCACCUCCAUCACGCCUUGCCCCACCCACACCCAGGGGUCCCACAACAGCGAGCAGCAGGAGGAGGGACACUGGAUCCCCCAGCCCGGGCCCUCUGGGGCCCAGUAUGCCCAGCCGGACCGCUGCACUGGUAAGCCCAAACAGAAGGCCAUGGGUAAGGCUGUGAAGACCCCGUCUCUGACCUGGAUGGAAGCGUUGCCCCCGCCCCCCCCCAUCGGAGAGCUGGAACAGUGUGAGCCGGACGAUCAGCCCCCGGAGCACGAGGACAUGGACAUAGGGUCGGAUGAAGAGUGGUGCCCCCCCCUGCCAGAGAGGACCUAUCUGAUGGAGGGCUGCGAGGACGGACCCUCCCCCCUACACAGGAACACCGCCUCCUCUCCAGCCACCUCCUACAGUCACCAGUCCACCGCCACGCUCACCCCUUCGCCUCACGAGGAGCCCCGGGGCCCCCAUGACCCCCCACACCUCAGCCAAGCAGACCAGCAGCUGUCACGCAGAAGGUUGGCCUGUGGUCCGGUGCCAGUUCCCCAGGCCCCCAGCCCUCUGCCCCCCCCCUCCAUCCCUAGCCUCUCCGGCCAGCAGCAUCACGGCUCAUCGGCGGCUGGCAUGCUGCAGUGCCAGAGCCCCGCCCCCCGCGGUCCACACAGCCAGGGGCCCACGCUCAACCCAGACAGCGGCAGCACUACACCGGUGCACAGUCGCUCCUCCCCAGCAGAAACCUGCACUCCCCCCAACCAAAAAUCCAGAGUGAAGAAAAAGGUGUCCAAGAGUUCAGCUUACAGAAGAGAUGCGCAAGGAGGUGAGUGGGCUUGGGUCUGGGUUUAA